Messenger RNA from Cryptococcus amylolentus CBS 6039, 815 nucleotides. RefSeq lists its product as hypothetical. The record is from RefSeq and is a predicted model, not a curated record. NCBI's taxonomy places the organism in Eukaryota, Fungi, Basidiomycota, Tremellomycetes, Tremellales, Cryptococcaceae. The coding region runs from base 123 to 815 and encodes 230 amino acids. The transcript has 3 exons.
CACAUUUCUCGGACUGAUCCGCCUCCGAGCUUGACAACCGCACCCACACCGAGCACAACAUCUCUCACGUCCUGCCAUUCAUCUUUCAUCACCUCUCUUGUCUACGUUGCCCUUCCUCAAAUAUGCUCGACCUCAACCAGCUUGUCAAAGACCGGCGCACUGCCAGUAUUACAGACAAGGCAAUCCAAGAGUGCGACCUCAAUUGGGAGCUUCCUGCCCGUCCCACACACGACAACAAGAAGCGAGGCAAACAGGUCAGGGCAGAGCAGAAGGAGCUUUACAUGGCCUCGCAGACUUGGGCUCGACAGGAGCCUGGCCCGUGUGAACCCAUUACGAGGCUCGUUUGGCCGAAAGACGCCGAUUUGAACGAUAAACGGCAUCCUUUCCAAACUGGCGGGCCAUUCCCUGAGGAUGACGCUGGCGAGUAUUACCUUGACGGCGAGAUGAGGCGCAAUGUCCUGGGAGGGGAGUCGGACUCCCAACACUCAACGUGGACGUUGGGCAGUAUCAUCGGGAAGCAUUCCAAAGUCGACAAUAUACUGGUCUUUGCCGAAGGAAAAGAAGAUCUAGACUGGGCUUUCGAGGCAGGGAUCAUGCCUCCGCCGCACGAGGUUCUGACCGUCAUCUGUCAGCCUUCUUUUCUAGAUACCACAAUCAUCGCGAAUGGGGUCGAGAGCGUGACUAGCAGUCGGAAGCGAAACAAAAAGGUGGUAGGCGGUUUGAUGAAUAUGGCCUUCACGUGGUACUGGAAGGUUGCGACUAGUGUUGACCACCGGAUCAUGGGGCAGGCCGGACUGGCACUGGUGGGAAAAUGA